ACAUAAUUUCUUUUUCAGACUACAAGGGCAAAUAUGACCUUUUCUCGUAUAGAAACUGCAACCAAUAAUCACCCAAAAGUCCCGCAUUUCAAUUAAACAAAUCAUUCAUUGCUCCACCCAACUGUACAUCCUGAGACAUAUCUAUAAACACCAAUACAAAUCAAGAAACACAAAAGAAUCAAGAAAAUUCUUCAAACUGAACAGCCAAAACAGAUCAACAGCAGCAAACCAUAAAGUGUUCAAUUCUUUUGUCUUUUCUCUCUUAAAAUUUCACAAAAACAUCAUCAUCAUCCUCUUAACAACUUUGUCUUCACUGAUAACAAGAAAAACCCCAAUCAAGAAUGGGGGAGAAACUCAAAGCUCCAUCAAUUUCAACAUCUUCACUUUCAGCACUAACAGUCCCAUCUAGACCCCCUUUUGAAUCAUAUUUUAAUAGUGGAAAUAUGCCCUUUUUCAGUCCAGGUCCAAUGACACUUGUGUCCUCCUUCUCCGAUUCGGAGUACCCGUCUUUUUCACAGCUACUUGCUGGAGCUAUGGCUUCUCCUUUAGCAAAAUCACAAAUCCCUUUGCCUGAAGAUGAAGAAGAAAAGAGUUUAGGGUAUAAACAGAAUAGACCCAUGAGUUUAAUGGUUGCUCAAUCUACCCCUUUCUUUACUGGUUUUAGUCCUUCCGGUUUGCUUAAUUCACCUGGAUUUCUUUCCCCACUUCAGAGUCCUUUUGGAAUGUCACACCAGCAGGCCCUAGCACAUGUUACAGCACAGGCAGCAUUUUCCCAAUCUUACUUACAAACUCAAGCUGAAUGCCAUUUCUCCUCGCAAGGGACACCAGCACAAGUAUUAGGGACAUCUGACCCAAAAGAAUCUUCUUUACAACCUCAACUAGAUACUACGCCGUCAGACCAACAGAUUAAGAAAGUUGAACUGCCACAGGUUUCUCAAUCUGACGAUAAGCCAGUCGAUAGACCAGCUUCUGAUGGUUACAAUUGGAGGAAGUAUGGGCAGAAGAUGGUUAAAGCAAGUGAAUGCCCUCGGAGCUACUAUAAAUGCACACAUCUAAAAUGUCCUGUCAAGAAGAAGGUUGAGCGAUCCAUUGAUGGUCACGUAACUGAGAUAACGUAUAAAGGCCAUCACAACCAUGAACUCCCUGAACCAAACAAACGCAGAAGAGACAGUUGUGCUCAGGAUAGUUCAGACUGUCCCAAAGUUAACGCUGAAAUUGAAGCACAUACUGAGAUAGAAAUCAACGGCUUAAAUGGGGCUCUUCUUGCUCAUUCUGAACAGAUGUCUACUGAAAUGGCAUCUGAACGUCCUGUUCCAAAUGAAUGUGACAAAAUUGAGGACACUGCAACAGCAACAGGCAAGGCACAUGACGAUGAACCAAAUGUGAAGAGAAUGAAGACAACCGUUGAGACUCCUAUUCUUUCUUCAUCAAGUAAAGCGGUAUCGGAAUCCAAGAUUGUUGUGCAGACAAGGAGUGAAGUAGACAUUUUGGAUGAUGGGUUCAAGUGGCGUAAAUAUGGGCAGAAAGUGGUGAAGGGGAAUCAUCAUCCGAGGAGUUAUUAUCGUUGCACAUAUCCUGGAUGCAAUGUUCGCAAACAUGUUGAGAGGGCUUCAGCAGAUCCUAAAUCUGUCAUAACAACAUAUGAAGGGAAACACAACCAUGAUAUUCCCAUUGCUAGAAACAGAAGCCAUAGCGGGGCCCAAGAUGGUAGUAGUCGUCAGUUGACCGAGCAAGAGAUUGCAACUUGGAGGCCGUCACAUCAUGAAAAUGUUGCUCUUCAUACCAAUGAAAUACCAGUGUGUAGGCAGCUUAAAGAGGAACAGAUUGCAGCAUAAUUUGCAUUACUUAAAAGGGAAAAGGGUGAAUAUGUUUCUUUUGUGUGACCAAUAACUGAUUAAAUCCGUUCUGAAAACUUCAUGCUAAUGCCAUGUAUCUGUACACAAGUCUCGGUAAAUGUUUGUAAAUCUUAUGGCUACUUGCCAAAGAUGUCUAUAUAUUUGUUACUAAAA
Messenger RNA from Lycium barbarum (goji berry), 2009 nucleotides. Its product is annotated as probable WRKY transcription factor 4. The coding region runs from base 342 to 1835 and encodes 497 amino acids. Gene Ontology annotation, molecular function: sequence-specific DNA binding; DNA-binding transcription factor activity. The record is from RefSeq and is a predicted model, not a curated record. The transcript is spliced from 4 exons. Gene Ontology annotation, biological process: regulation of DNA-templated transcription. Lineage: Eukaryota; Viridiplantae; Streptophyta; Magnoliopsida; Solanales; Solanaceae.